Cladocopium goreaui is the source of this 1602-nucleotide messenger RNA. The record is from the annotation of a GenBank genome assembly. NCBI's taxonomy places the organism in Eukaryota, Dinophyceae, Suessiales, Symbiodiniaceae.
AUGGUUUCCGUCCAUCACAAUGCAAUGAUCGUCACCGGCCUUUUGCUGGCCUCACUGGCCGCGAGCGAACCGCAAAGUGAGGGGAUUCCUUUUGGGAAGCCAACCAGAGAGAGAUAUUUUCAGUUCCAGCCCGGUUUCCUGAACUUCAACCACGGGGGCUUCGGAGCUACGCCGCGCUUGGUGCGCCAAGCCCAAAGUGGCUUCGUGGAUCAGCAGGAAGCACAGCCAACGGCGUGGUUCGCCUCAGGAGGAUACCAGAAGAUCCUUUCAGAAGUUCGCCCACGCUUGGCGGAAAUGAUGAAUGCAAACUCCUCAGAUGUUGUCUUUCUGGACGACGCAUCUUCCGGACUCAAUGCAGUAUUGCGCAGCCUUCCAUGGCAACCCCAAGAUGUGAUGCUACUAACAAGCGCAGCCUACGCCGUUCUUCCAAACACUGGCAAGUGGCUGCAAAAGCGCUAUGGAAUCCAAAUUGUGCAAGCAGAAGUGCAUUUUCCCGCAAAAAGUGCAGAAGCCAUUUUGGAGCCGGUUGAACGAGCUCUGUUGAAACUGCCACAACCCUGCAAGCUCCGGCUAGCAGUUUUUGAUCAUGUUUCAUCUUACCCACCGGCCAUUCUGCCCGUCGCCCGGCUCGCUCGCAUAGUGAAGGCUCGAUGUGCAGAGACCCUGGUGCUGUUGGACGGUGCGCAUGCUUUGGGACAAGUGCCUAUUGAUAUGAAGCAACUGGCUGAAGCCGGUGUUGAUGCAUAUGUGACGGAUGGGCAUAAAUGGCUCAUGGCUCCAAAGGGCAGUGGUGCACUGUGGGCAUCACGAUCCAUUCAAGACAUCCUGGAACCUGCAAUCAUAUCCUCAGACAAUGCGCCAACAACCAAAUUUCAAGAUCGCUUUGACUACAUUGGUACAAGGGAUUAUACCUCCUGGUGUGCCAUGGGUGCAGCUUUGGACUUCCGAGAAAUGCUAGGAGCCGCUGGGGGAAAUAUGUGUUUCAAGCAGGUUUUGAAAGCUGGUCACCUGGUCACAACUCUCAACUUAGUGGGUGUUGCCAACCAUUUUGUUUCCAAUUUGGCAGAAUCAACAUGAAUCAAACACUUAAAUGGCAACACGCCUUAACGUUUUGUCCACAGGUGGCGAGGAGAAGAUACAAGGCUACACCUCCCAGCUGGCAGGGUGGGCUGGAAGGAUGAUGGCACAUGCCUUUGGCACAGAAACUGUGGUGCCUUUGACGAUGACUCCCUCGAUGUUUGCCGUGUGCCUGCCAAUACCUGCCGAUUGGCCCACGGAUGCUCAGCAAAAGUGUGCGGGCGUGAUUGCUGGAGGUUUGAUCGAAAAGUAUUCCAUGCAGGUGAUCUCUUUCCCAGUGCAUCAAAACUCAGGGAAUGUGACGCAUUGGAUCCGUGUGUCGUCGCAAAUCUACUUGGAACAGCAGGAUUUCCUUGCACUGACUCACGCUGUUCUGACCCUGCGGCAGUCCUGCAAGUCUCGGGUAGGUGAAAGGUUCGGCUCUGAAGUUGUCGUUUGAGAUUAAAAUGCGUGCGAUCAGCAUCAGCAAAGUUGCCCUUACAUGAUUAAGCCUGCUAUGAUAAUGUGAUGCCGCAGGUGUCAGGC